AUGCCCCAGAAGCGGCGGAGCCCCCAGAAGACUGAGGUGGGGGCGCCUGGAGCAGGGCUGAAGCCGCAGAAAUUGGGCCAUUUUGGAAGACUGAAAGUCAGGAUGGGGUGUGUGAAGUCCAGGUUUAACCAGGAUGGCAGAAAGUUCUUCAAGAAAGAUUCUCCAACAAAUACCCCAGGCCCCGUGUAUGUGCCAGAUCCAACAUCCUCUGGGAAAAGGGCAGUCAAUGGUGCCAACCAAUCCAUCUCCUCUGAUGCCUCUGAGAAUGUGGACAUUACAGUUGUGGCCCUAUAUGACUAUGAGGCCAUUCACGAUGAGGACCUCAGCUUCCGGAAGGGUGACCAGAUGGCAAUCCUAGAAAAAUCUGGAGAGUGGUGGAAAGCUCGCUCCCUUGCUACGAGGAAGGAGGGCUAUAUUCCAAGUAACUAUGUAGCCCAGGUCAACUCACUGGAGACAGAAGAAUGGUUCUUCAAAGACAUUAGCCGUAAGGAUGCAGAACGACACCUGUUGGCACCUGGGAACGUAGUAGGCUCCUUCAUGAUUCGGGACAGUGAAACCACCAAAGGCAGUUAUUCUUUAUCAAUACGGGACUAUGAUCCCCAGCACCAGGAUGCAGUAAAACAUUAUAAGAUCCGGACCCUGGACAAUGGUGGUUUCUAUAUCUCCCCACGGAGUACUUUCAGCACUCUGCAGGAUCUGGUGGCCCACUACAAGAAAGGAAGUGAUGGCUUAUGCCAGAAGCUUACAGUGGCCUGUGUGGUCCCCAAGCCCCAAAAACCCUGGGAGAAGGAUGCCUGGGAGAUCCCAAGGGAAUCUCUGAAAUUUGAGAAGAAACUGGGAGCUGGACAGUUUGGAGAAGUCUGGAUGGCUACCUACAACAAGCACACCAAGGUGGCUGUGAAGACCAUGAAGCCAGGGAGCAUGUCUGUUGAAGCCUUCUUGGCCGAAGCCAACCUGAUGAAGACCCUGCAGCACGACAAGCUUGUGAAACUGCAUGCAGUGGUCACCAAGGAAGAGCCCAUCUACAUCAUCACUGAAUUCAUGGCAAAAGGAAGCUUGCUGGACUUUCUGAAAACUGAUGAAGGCCGAAGACAGCCUCUGCCAAAACUCAUCGAUUUCUCAGCUCAGAUCGCCGAGGGAAUGGCCUUCAUUGAGCUGAGGAACUAUAUCCACCGAGAUCUAAGAGCAGCCAACAUCCUUGUCUCCUCAGCCCUGGUGUGUAAGAUUGCUGAUUUUGGCCUGGCACGGCUCAUCGAAGACAACCUAUACAAUGCUCGAGAGGGAGCCAAGUUUCCCAUCAAGUGGACAGCUCCAGAAGCCAUCAACUUUGGCUCCUUUACCAUCAAGUCAGAUGUGUGGUCCUUUGGCAUCCUCCUGAUGGAGAUUGUCACUUAUGGCCGGAUCCCCUACCCAGGAAUGUCUAACCCUGAAGUGAUCCGUUCCCUGGAUCAUGGAUACCGGAUGCCUCGAACAGACAACUGCCCAGAAGAGCUAUACAGCAUCAUGACCCGCUGCUGGAUGAAUAAACCUGAGGAUCGGCCUACGUUUGAGUAUCUCCAGAGUGUGCUAGAGGACUUUUACACUGCCACUGAGAGCCAGUACCAAAAACAACCAUGAGGAGGAGCAUCCCAAGCACUGUGACCAAUUCUUGGGUCAUACUAUCAUGUAGAUUUCAGGCACACCACCAACUGACUGUAUUCAACUUCCUAAAUCCCAACCUCACUCAAGAUCCAUCUCUCAGACUGGGAGUCCUGUGUUCUAGUUCUGAUUUAAAGCGAAGAGGAUGAAUUAGAUGUUCUCUGAGGUCCCUUCCAGCUCUAAUAUUCUAUGUUCUAAGGUUACUUCUAGUUAUAAGAUCCUAUGUUCUAUGUUUUAAGGCCCCUGUCAGUUAUAACAUUCUACAAUCUAAAAGCCCUUUGGGCUCUGGUAUUCUUUAACUCUGAUUCCUAGAAAGACUGUUGGUCAAUAUUGCUUUUGGCAAUUGCCUGGGAUCAUUUUUUACUCAUCGCUUCCAGAGAGCUGACUCAAAUGGACAAAUAAAAGCACUAUGAAUGCCACGGAAUUUAUGGAUAGACACACUUUCCUCUUCUUCCAAUUCCCAAAGUCUUCUUAGCUCCUAAGAAGAACAACUCACUAAGCAAGAAAUUAGGGUGGAGACCUCCCAGAGACCAGACUUGCUGAAAGAAAGGGGACUGCAUUUUUUCUGUAACCCACCUUAUAAAGAGAGCUAGAAGUGGGGACCAUGUUAGAGGAAGCAGUGAGAGUUUGUCCAUGCUAUUGUCUCAAAAGAGCUGUGAGGGGGCAGCUGGGUAGCUCAGUGGAGUGAGAGUCAGGCCUAGACAGGAGGUCCUAGGUUCAA
Molecule: messenger RNA, 2359 nt
Organism: Gracilinanus agilis (Agile Gracile Mouse Opossum)
Lineage: Eukaryota; Metazoa; Chordata; Mammalia; Didelphimorphia; Didelphidae
Gene: HCK
Product: HCK proto-oncogene, Src family tyrosine kinase
Exons: 13
Coding region: 1-1617 (538 amino acids)
Biological process (GO): innate immune response; protein phosphorylation; cell differentiation
Cellular component (GO): extrinsic component of cytoplasmic side of plasma membrane
Molecular function (GO): non-membrane spanning protein tyrosine kinase activity; signaling receptor binding; ATP binding
Source: RefSeq, a predicted model, not a curated record